Molecule: messenger RNA, 1386 nt
Organism: Protopolystoma xenopodis
Lineage: Eukaryota; Metazoa; Platyhelminthes; Monogenea; Polystomatidea; Polystomatidae
Source: the annotation of a GenBank genome assembly
AUGUCGACAUGCUCAGAGCCGAGACAUGCAGAUUUGCGAGUCGAUUUCGGCUUGGACGCACAUCUCGGCCUCGAAGUGGGACUGUCGGGCGGCAAACCCGAAGAGGUCGGCGUCUCCGAGCCCGAGGAGCCCGACGAAUUGGGCAGUGGCGGUCUCCUCGACGACGACGACGAGGUGUCGGCCGGUCUUGUGGACGGCGACGGCGACGGCGACGGCGAUGUCGACGGCGACGGCGACGUCGACGCCGACGACAUGGGGCUGGAGGACGACGUCGACGCGGAAGAGGACGCCAACUACAUCGGCUCGUCGAGCGACCCGAAACGUACACGCACCGCGUACACUCGACAACAGAUCCUCGAAUUGGAGAAAGAGUUUCACUACAACAAGUACCUGACACGCAAGCGCAGACUCGAGAUCGCGCACACUCUCACGCUGACCGAGCGGCAGAUCAAGAUCUGGUUUCAGAACCGACGCAUGAAGUGGAAGAAAGAGCAUCAUCUGCCCGGCAACAAGCAACGUCUCGUCGAGCCGCCUCCACCCCACACACACCUUCGCUGCCAACAGCUCACCGGCGCCAACCUCAUCGCGUUGCACCAAACGCCCGGCUCCGCUACCCUCGCCGGCCUCACCCCCUCCGGACACGUCGGCAGACAAUUGAUGACAACGUCGACGUCGUCAACGUCGUCACCGUCGUCGUCGAGCUCGCCCACGUCCAACUCCAUCGCCGCCUCCGUGUCCGUCGCUCCGCCGACGUCAACCUCGACGUUGUCUACGUCGUCGAUGCCCUCCCCCGCCCGGCUCGGCCUCGUCUCGACCGGCUACCCGUCGGGCCUGUUGCCGUCCUACCUGCCGCCCGGAUACCCGCUUCCCGAGGCAGAAGCGCACAACCCGCUCUUCGGUUGGCCCCCGGCCAGUUACCGGGGCGUCAUGGGGCUACCGGUCUCCGAGGCACACGACGACCACGACGCCGUCUAUCACGGCGGCUCCAUGACUACCGGCCUGACGACCAGCGACUACAUCGCCUGCUACUCGGUCGAACCGGCUCGACUGGCGCCGGUUGCAGACUCUCUGGCAGAACUCGACUCCGCGUCCGCAAGCCUCGGUCGAGUCGACUAUCGAAACGAAUUGUCGCGCAGCGAAACCAGCGCCGCGGUUGCCGCGGCAGCAGCAGCCGCUGCCGCUGCCUCUUUGGGCGUGGCUCUGGCUUCAGCCGCUUGUGUCAGUCCCAGAAUGUGCCAGGCAGACAGUUUCGCCGGCCAGUCGGCCAGCGCCGGUCUGCUGGGCCAUGCCGGUUUGGCCGAGGCCGGCCGAGACGCAUUGGGCCCCGGAGACCCUUUUUCGAGGUCGGCGAUGCCGCCGGGCGAAGUCCUGCAUGCGGCAAUGUAG